GUUUCCCUGGGGGAAUGCAGCUCAAGGAAGAAUGAGAAGUUGGCCAUGGGCAUGGCUGUCCCUGUCAUUAGAGUGCUGAGGUGGCUAGGGGCUUUUGCCCUGAUCCUCAGUUAAUGGAAGUGGCUUCGUAUAUGCUCUGUCCCUUGCCCUCUUGGGUCUCUGGGACAGGAGCCAGUUCUGGAAUCCACUCCAUGGAAGGGGUGGUUCCCAUGGUGGCCCAGCCCCUUCCUGGUCCAGGGCCUCAAAUACCUGAGUGCUUUGAAGUCAGAGCUGGUAGGUCCAAGACUGCAGUUCAUCUUGGCCAUAUUAGGCCCUCAGUCUGCACUGCAUCUCAGUGACUCGGGACCUUUGAGUUUCUGACUUUAUUCACAAUCCAGGUAAGUCCAAGGGGCUGGGCUAGAGGCUACAUGGGAAUAGAAUCUUUCCAUCCUUGCAAUGACAUCACUGCCCCAUAUACACUGGAGAAACAUGGAGUGUGUCAGGAUGCAGGCCAACUCUGGGUACCAGAUCUAGCUGGUCUACAGGCAUGCUAUGACCUGGUAUGGGUUGGUGUUACUCUGGGACAUUACUGUCUUCAGGUUUUCUGCUUUGCCAUGGGUUGGCCCUGGGCCCCGCUGACGGCAUUUUGGGCCCUGGGGAUCGUGGGGGCCACAGCACUGCGUAUCGGAGCCUUCAAUGUUCAGAGCUUUGGAGACCAUAAAGCGUCAGAUCCAGACUGUGGCAGCGUCAUAGCACAGAUUCUGGCUGGCUAUGACAUCGCCCUGGUGCAAGAAGUGCGAGACCCAGACCUAAGUGCAGUGUCCUUGCUCAUGGAGCAAAUUAACAGCGUGUCGAAGCACGAGUACGGUUUUGUGAGCAGCAAGCCACUUGGACGUGACCAGUAUAAGGAAAUGUAUCUAUUUGUCUACAGGAAAGAUGUAGUGUCAGUGGUGAGCACGUACCAGUAUCCAGACCCAGAAGAUGCUUUCAGCCGGGAGCCUUUUGUGGUCAAAUUCUCAGCUCCUGGCUGUGGUGAGCUCAUACCGCCCCCCCCUCCCUCUUACAGGCUUUCCUUGACUCUCACAUCCCCACUUUCCACAGCCGCCAAGGAGCUAGUGCUGAUCCCCCUCCAUGCAGCGCCAAACCAGGCGGUGGCGGAGAUCGAUGCGCUCUACGACGUGUACCUCGAUGUGAUUGACAAGUGGAACACGGAUGACAUGCUGUUUCUGGGUGACUUUAAUGCUGAUUGCAAGUACGUGAAGGCGCAUGACUGGCCUUCGAUCCGUCUCCGGAGCAGCCAAGUGUUUAAGUGGCUCAUCCCAGACAGUGCGGACACCACAGUGGGCAACUCAGACUGCGCCUAUGACCGGAUUGUAGUGAGUGGCGCCCACAUGCGCAAGAGCGUGAAGCCCCAGUCAGCCUCAGUUCACAACUUUCAGGAGGAAUUUGACCUAGAUCAGACCCAGGUGAGUGUGGACAUGGCUCCAGCAGACACACUGGCCAGCCCCGGCCCUCAGGAGCGGGCUCACAGAAACGCUCGCUUGCUGUGAGUUUACGCGAGUGCUCACUCUAGCAAAAGCACUCAUAGCCAAGGAUCCUUAGAGUGCCAAGCCCCACACUUCUGUUCUCUGCCACAUGGAGGCAGUCUGAGGCCCAAGAGUGACCACCAGGCCUCACUGCCUCCUUUUGCGGGAAGGGGAGCAGCUAGAGGACAUGCUGCCCUGCUGAACUGCUGAGGCUCUCCCUCUCUUCUUCCAGGCUCUUGCCAUCAGCGACCAUUUUCCUGUGGAAGUGACUUUCAAGCCUCACUGACAGCCAAGGCCUCAGGAUAUGCCACCUGCGAACUAUGACCAAAAGGAAUGGCACCAUAAUGAAUCAUUCAGGGUGGCAGGCCACCCACCCAUUGAAGAUACAGGGUAGAACCAGCUAGUGUGGACAACAGCUAUGAACACAUUACAGGAUUCCUUAAGGCUCCCGUUUCCUCAUCUGCAAGGUGGACUAAUACCUCCUACCUCAUCGGGCUGCUGUGAGAACCCAGGAAGGGACCAGAGCAUUGAGUGCCGAGUGCACAGCUGCAUGCUUAAUAAACAAGCCGCUCUCAGCCAGGACUGCCCACAGGUCAGAUGAGGCCUCUAUGCGUCGAGACCUCUGUACCUAGGCUGCAGAGCUUGAUCUUAAUGUUCA
Rattus norvegicus (Norway rat) is the source of this 2163-nucleotide messenger RNA. The record is from RefSeq and is a predicted model, not a curated record. NCBI's taxonomy places the organism in Eukaryota, Metazoa, Chordata, Mammalia, Rodentia, Muridae.